AGUUUGCUGACGGCUGUUUCUCCCUCCUGUGUAACACUAUCAUCAGCCAGUGAACUUUUGUGAUAGAGUGUGUAGGCAGACAGGCAGGGACAAGAGGCCUUGCUGUGAGAAAUAUCUCUCUGCACCCCAACUGCUUAUAUAGCACUUUGUUUGCGUAAUACGCUCUACAGAUUAACUGCUUAUGUAACACUGUGAACAGACAGACACAAAGUUGCUAAAACAUCGCAACAAAAGUUCCUUCAGAGACAAGAUGUCUGUAUCUGUUGCGUUGAAGAACGUCUGUCAGGAAACUGGUGAGGCACCGCACUGGGAGGAAAGUACCAAGACUUUGUUGUUUGUUGAUGUACAAAUUGGAGGGAUACACAAGUGGAACACGGUGGACAACGCACAUACAAAGUGUAAUGCUGAUGGAACAGUCAGCUUCAUCAUUCCUCGGGAAUCUGGUGGUUAUGUUGUAAGUUGUGGCACAAAACUUGCUGAUUUUGACUGGGAGAGUCAACAGGUGAAGCCAUUCGUUGAUGUGGAACCGGACAAACCAGAGAAUAGAUUCAACGAUGGUAAAUGUGACAGCCAUGGCAGACUGUGGGCAGGUACAAUGGAAGAAUUCAAGGGUACACUCGAGAUGAAUGGAGCUGGGCAUUUGUACCGAAUUGAUAAAGACCGAUUUGUGCAUCCCAUCAAAGAUAAGGUCAAUAUCUCCAAUGGCAUGACGUGGACAAUGGAUAACAGAACAAUGUUCUACACGGAAUCUGUUCCGAAAAAAGUGUAUUCUUAUAACUACGAUAUUCAUGCAGGACAAAUCUCCAGAGAACAAGUGGUUAUCGAUUUUGAAGGCAAAGAACUCCACGAAUUUGGGGUACCAGAUGGAAUGACAAUUGAUGUGAAUGACAAGAUAUGGUUGGCUUGCCAAUUCAGUAGCCACGUAUUCCAGAUUGACCCAGAAACAGGUAAAAUUAUAAGAUCAGUCAAGUUUCCUGCAAGUCAAGUCACAUCCUGCUGUUUUGGGGGUCCAAACUAUGAUGAACUCUACGUGACAUCGAGUGCCAAUUAUUUAACGGAGCAACAGUUGCAGAAUGAAGAGAAAUUUGCUGGAAGUGUCUUCAAGGUUACCGAGUUGGGGGCUAAAGGUAUAGCAGCCUCUGUCUUCUGGGGAUAGUAUACAACACUAUCCAAGUAUAUAUGGUAAUCUAAAAAUCUACAGAUGCAGUAAACAUGUUUUACCAUAGCUACAACUGUAGCCAUAUUGUCAAAAUAAAUAAGAAUUCCUUUUAAAAAUACAGAAAAUGUUUUUCUUAAUAAGAUAAAUGAAGUCAGUAUAUGCCAUAAUCUUUACUACAAAUAUAUACACCAUGAUGAUGAUGAUGAUGCUCAAUAUUCACUAUAAUUUAUAUACUACACACACACACAUGCAUAUAUACAUACAUAUACAUAUAAAAGGUUGUUUAGGUGAGUAAAGAACUGCGUAUGUGUAGACAUGGUGUAUGACAAAGAAGUUUUCUUCCCAGCUACAUGAAGUCCGCAGUAUAUGUAUGCGUGUGUAUGAGUGCAUGUUUGUUGGGGGGUGUAUACAUCCCGGGGUCUGGGAAGCCAGCAGGCUGCACCAGACUCCAGUCUG
Molecule: messenger RNA, 1615 nt
Organism: Octopus sinensis (East Asian common octopus)
Lineage: Eukaryota; Metazoa; Mollusca; Cephalopoda; Octopoda; Octopodidae
Product: regucalcin-like
Exons: 7
Coding region: 251-1156 (301 amino acids)
Biological process (GO): L-ascorbic acid biosynthetic process
Molecular function (GO): gluconolactonase activity; calcium ion binding
Source: RefSeq, a predicted model, not a curated record